Mesorhabditis spiculigera is the source of this 993-nucleotide messenger RNA. The record is from the annotation of a GenBank genome assembly. NCBI's taxonomy places the organism in Eukaryota, Metazoa, Nematoda, Chromadorea, Rhabditida, Rhabditidae.
AUGGGUCGUGGCAAAGCAUUGACGGAGUGUGAAAUGGGCAAGAUUCUUGCUUACCACGACCUUGGACUCUCCGGACGCGCCAUCGCCAAGAAGCUGGGACGCAGCCAUCACGUCAUCGACCGUUUUCUCAAGAAGCCUGAUGCAUACAAGAGUAGUGCGCCGACCGGACGUCCCAAGAAACUCACGGGUGGCGAGAUCGACGCUCUCCAGAAGGCGGCCUCAAAUUCGACCAUUGGAUCCCGCCAACUAAAGAAGCAGCUCGCCCUAGAUGCGUCCUACAGCACGGUUUAUCGAGCCAUCGUCACUUCACCCGAUCUAAAAUGGACCAAGAUGGAUAAAGAGCCUGCUCUAAAGCCGCACCACAUCAUCGAACGUGCAAAGUUCGCAGACGAGCAUAUGACAUGGAGCGACGAGUGGAAGACGAUAAUUUGGACUGAUGAGAAGAAGUUCAACCUCGAUGGUCCCGACGGAUUGACUCGUUAUUGGCGCGACGCGACGCAGCCUCCACUAAUUCAUCGUACCAGAAAUUUUGGUGGUGGUUCGUUGAUGAUCUGGUGUGGUUUUUCCUUCGAUGGGCCGACUUCACUGGCACGAUGUACUUGCAAGAUGAAUUCUUCGGAUUAUUUGGACAUUCUCGAGCAGCAUCUCCUGCCGUUUAUACGAGCAAACCCGAACGUAAACUAUACACUGAUGCAGGACAACGCGUCGAUUCAUAAAUCCAAGAAAACUAUGGAGUGGUUGAAGCAGCGCAACAUCAACACGCUGCCAUGGCCCGCUUGCUCCCCGGACAUGAAUCCGAUCGAGAACGUUUGGGGAAUUCUUGUGCGCGAGGUUUACGGCAACGGGCAGCAGUACGCCAACGUGGCCGACCUCGAGAUUGCCGUUCGUCGGGCUUGGCUCAAUGUCCCCCAGGCCACCUUCGAGAAGCUCGCUCUGUCGCUGCCAAAGCGCAUCAACUCCCUGAUCAAGAGCGGCGGCCAGCCUAUCGAUUAC